Mesorhabditis spiculigera is the source of this 1458-nucleotide messenger RNA. The record is from the annotation of a GenBank genome assembly. NCBI's taxonomy places the organism in Eukaryota, Metazoa, Nematoda, Chromadorea, Rhabditida, Rhabditidae.
AUGUGCGGACUGUUGGCGAAUGCCGGCAGCGAUGUCUCGAUGAGUCAUGCCCAGCUGCAACUUUUGAAUCGAGCACAAAAACCUGUCGCUUCUACAACCAAACUCGGCAAGAAAGCGAAGGGGAAGAAGCGCCGGGCGUGGACUAUUAUGAAAACGCGUGCCGACCUGGCCGGUACACGUUCCGUUCGCGACUGUAUGCGCGAAUGUAUCGACUCUACCGCCUUCCACUGCCGCUCAUUACAAUACAACCCGAAAACCAACGAAUGCUAUAUCUCGGAAGAAUCCUCUGAGCUGGCCGUACCCUCAUCGACGCUCGACCUCUUCGAGCCGGCCGUCUUUGGAUGCCGCACCUUCGCCUUCUCGGCGGCCAUCUCCGAAUGUCACCUAUCAGCCAUUCAAAUUGAAAAAGCCGACGACCAGCGUCUCCAAAUCAACCGCGACUUUGAUGUUUUUGCGAGGAUGAAGUUGGAAACAGAGAGCCCACGCGUUCAAAUAUCAUUGGACGUGCUGAGCACGACGCCGCUGCCGAAGUUUGUCGAACAAACCGCUCCGGCAAGCCACCUGCAAAAGAUUUUCGACACUGGCAAGGCGAUUGAGUCAAGUAGUUCGAACGAGUCUCCGGCAACCCUCGACGGUGGAUUGCAAGAAGAUAUCUUUGCUUUUCCCACGACAACCACUGACAUUUUCGCCUCCAGCACUUUUUCCAAGGCUACAGAUCCCGACUUUCCAACACUUGGCACAGAAGUCACCGCCGAGACGACACCGACCAGUCGCGAUCCGGUGACAGCCCUCGAUGCCCCUCCACGUCUCCUGACCCCGGAACCUGAAGCGGAAACAAACAUCCAACAGCAUCGCCCUCGCAUCUUCCAGGGGCACAACUUUUUGCAAGAAAAGGCACGCAUACACCGGCCAAGUAUUCUGGACGUUGAAGCGAAUACCGUGGUGCUGCCCAACGACAAGCUCAGCGAAAAUCAGGUGACCACGAAUUUCCAGCUUGAGGUCGAUCCGAAUUCUUCCGACUUUCAACAGCCAGACGAGAAGCCACCACCAAGAAGAAAACCUAGCGCCCUGCCCAGCGAAACUCCUGACCCUGAGGAGCUUGAAUUGGAGGAGAAUGGCAUGCCACGGGUUAUUCCGCUCACCGAAAACGUCGGCCACGUCUCGCCGUCGGCCGUCGCAACCCGCGCCGAGUGCUACGAGAACGGGGUGAACGUCACGUUUCAAGUCAACGGAAAAGGGCAGGAUUACACGGGUGCUGUUUACGCCGCCGAGCGCUUCUCGCAAUGCAGAGUGUUCGUCAAGAAGGCGCGCUCCUACUCGAUCUUCAUCCCGCGGCCGGCCCAUAAUACGUGGUGUAAUGCGCUAGAAGUGGAUGGAGUCCUCUCCGUGGUGAUUGUAAUGUCGAACGAUCGAGUACUUCCGCACGAUGUUACCACAAAAGAUGACCUAUUUUAUCAG